AUGACGCAGAACCUUCAACACCAAGACCAGGCAUUGCCAUUUGGCAUUCACCGGACUCGAAGCCGCAUGGCAGAGCUUUUGGCGGCCGAUGUGCUCGUUGCUGCAGGUUCAGCAACGCUGAUUACCCCGGCGGUGAUGAUCUUUGAUAGACUUGUCGUCGAGAAAUCAUUCUACAACCAACCUCUCUUUCCAGCAUUCCGCAGACACCUCUGGUUCUCCAUCACACAGCCCGCAACCUUCUUAACAUCCCGCCCCAGUCUCCUCGUCUGGUCCCUUUAUACAGCAACAUUUGCAACAGCCAAUGCCUCCGAAACCAUCCUGGGCAAGUGGUACCCAAAGAUCGACCACGCCAUUGCAGGCAUGACAACCUUCGCCACAACAUUCAUUGUCAACUCUUCCGUGGGCAUCUGGAAGGAUGUGAAAUUCGCCCAACUAUUCGGCCAGCCUAAAACUACACCCACACCCACACCUACAUCUACAUCUACACCCACACCAACAUCUACAGCAUCAUCCACAACGGCCCAACCAAAUACCAAAACCAACCCCAUCCCCAAAACCGUCCGCUCAAUCGGCCGCACCCGCAUCCCACUAGCAACAUACUCAGCCUUCCUCCUUCGCGACGGCCUAACAAUCUUCGGUUCCUUCAGCCUACCAGCAAUGGUCUCAGCCUCAAUCCCCGACUCAAUCGCCUCCCAAGAAUACCUUAAGAUCCUGAUCGCGCAACUAGCAAUCCCAGCCUCAAUCCAGCUGAUCAGCACACCAAUCCACCUCCUCGGAUUGGACCUCUAUAACCGGCCGCAGGUUAUGCCUACGAAAGAUCGCGUGAGUCGUGUUAGUCGCGACUGGAUUGGCGCGUCAUUGUUGCGCAUGUGUCGCAUUAUCCCCGCGUUUGGCAUUGGUGGUUUUGUCAAUACUGAGGGUCGGCUUUAUUUGCAUGAGAAGGCUGAGUCGAACUAA
Messenger RNA from Penicillium canescens, 957 nucleotides. RefSeq lists its product as uncharacterized. Bases 1 to 957 code for a protein of 318 amino acids. NCBI's taxonomy places the organism in Eukaryota, Fungi, Ascomycota, Eurotiomycetes, Eurotiales, Aspergillaceae. The transcript is spliced from 2 exons. The record is from RefSeq and is a predicted model, not a curated record. Gene Ontology annotation, cellular component: mitochondrion.